Molecule: messenger RNA, 1719 nt
Organism: Myotis brandtii (Brandt's bat)
Lineage: Eukaryota; Metazoa; Chordata; Mammalia; Chiroptera; Vespertilionidae
Gene: ARHGEF16
Product: Rho guanine nucleotide exchange factor (GEF) 16
Exons: 9
Coding region: 1-1338 (445 amino acids)
Biological process (GO): activation of GTPase activity
Molecular function (GO): protein binding; guanyl-nucleotide exchange factor activity
Source: RefSeq, a predicted model, not a curated record
AUGUGUGUCCAGCUGCCCUGGGCGGGCGGCGCCUCCAAACCGCUCUCCGGCUCCCCCUGCUCUCGCCAGGCCAUCUUCGAGAUCCUCACGUCCGAGUUCUCCUACCAGCACAGCCUGGGCAUCCUGGUGGCCGAGUUCCUGCAGUCCCGGGAGCUGCGGGCCACCAUGACCCAGACCGAGCACCACCACCUCUUCUCCAACAUCCUGGACGUGCAGGGCGCCAGCCAGAGGUUCUUCGAGGACCUGGAGCGGCGGCACAAGGCGCAGGUGUGCGUGGAGGACAUCAGCGACAUCCUGGAGGAGCACGCGGAGCGGCACUUCCACCCCUACGUCGCCUACUGCUCCAACGAGGUCUACCAGCAGCGCGCCUUGCAGAGGCUCACGAGCAGCAACCCCGCCUUCCGAGACGCCCUCCGGGAGAUCGAGAGGCGGCCGGCGUGCGGCGGCCUGCCCAUGAUCUCCUUCCUCAUCCUCCCCAUGCAGCGGGUCACCCGGCUGCCCCUCCUGACCGACACACUCUGCCUCAAGACCCAGGGCCACCCCGAGAGGUACAAGGCCGCCAGCCGCGCGUUCAAAGCCAUGAACAAGCUGGUGAAGCAGUGCAAUGAGGGGGCCCACAAGAUGGAGCGCAUGGAGCAGAUGUACACGCUGCAGACACAGCUGGACUUCGGCAAGGUCAAGUCCCUCCCGCUGAUCUCCGCCUCCCGCUGGCUGCUGAAGCGCGGGGAGCUGUUCGUGGUGGAAGAGACCGGGCUGUUCCGGAAACUCGCCAGCCGGCCCACGUGCCACCUGUUCCUGUUCAACGACGUCCUGGUGGUCAGCAAGAAGAAGAGCGAGGACAGCUUCGUGGUCCAGGACUACGCCCACGUGGACCACCUCCAGGUCCAGAAGGUGGAGGCCACGGAGCUGCCCCUGCCAGGCGGCGUCAACCGCAGCUCGUCUGUGCCGCACCCCUUCCAGGUGACCCUGCUGCAUAACAGCGAGGGCCGCCAGGAGAGGAUCCUGCUGUCCUCUGACUCCGCGAGUGACCGGGCCCGCUGGAUCACUGCGCUGACGUACAGGGAGCAGCAGUGGCUGGGCCUCGCCAACAAGGGAGACCUGCCGCAGGUGGAGGUCACCAAGGCCUACUUCGCCAAGCAGGUGGACGAGAUCUCGCUGCAGCAGGUGGACGUGAUGCAGGUUCUGCAGCAGGAGGACAGAUGGUUCUAUGGCGAGAGGCUGCGGGAUGGAGAGACGGGCUGGUUCCCCGAGGACUUUGUCCAGAGCAUCACCAACCUCGGGGCCGUGGAGGGCAACAUGCGCAGGAUGGAGCGGCUGUGCGUGGAGACAGACGUGUAGCUCGCCCCGCCGGAGCCUCCGGUGGCUUCAGCCCACAUUCCAGCCAGCGAGUGGCCGUGCCAGGCCCUGGGGGCACAGUGACUCGUCCCAGACCCAUCCUGGAUCUCCCCGAGGACCUUGCGCUGCAGUGAUGGCUCCAGGCAAGCUCGUGGGGCCACACCAGCCCUGACCCCUGGCCCAGUCCCCAGGAGGAGCCCAGCGGCCGUGGCCACUGCCCCCUACCCAGCUCCCGCCAGCCCGCCCUGCCCUGUGCACCCAGAACUGGGCCACAGGUGACGCGGAGGGGCCCCGAGAACUGUGGGGAUGGCGUGACUGUCUACCUCCUGCCCCACUCGUGCCCCGUGUGCACAGGAGGCCUCGCGCCCAGGGCUGUGCUGGGUC